This is a messenger RNA of Purpureocillium takamizusanense, 894 nucleotides long. RefSeq lists its product as uncharacterized. Lineage: Eukaryota; Fungi; Ascomycota; Sordariomycetes; Hypocreales; Ophiocordycipitaceae. The record is from RefSeq and is a predicted model, not a curated record. Gene Ontology annotation, biological process: nucleoside metabolic process. The transcript has a single exon. Gene Ontology annotation, molecular function: catalytic activity. The coding region runs from base 1 to 894 and encodes 297 amino acids.
AUGUCCGCGGUGAUGCGCCCCACCUCACGGCGCGGCUUUGAAAUCGCUAUCAUUUGCGCUUUGGCCCUAGAAGUCGAUGCUGUCGACGCUCUUUUCGACCACCACUGGGAAGAUGAUGGUCUACCUUUUGACAAAGGGCCAGGCGACCCCAACGCCUACUCCACCGGCAUCGUCGGCCGCCACAACGUCGUCCUUGCGCACAUGCCGGGCAUGGGGAAAGCCAAUGCUGCGAUAGUUGCGACCAACUGCCGCAAAAGCUUCCCAAAUGUAAGGCUUGCUCUCAUCGUAGGUAUAUGUGGCGUUGUCCCCGUCAGCCCCAGUGGUCAGGAGAUCAUCCUCGGCGACGUCGUGAUCAGCGACGGAGUCAUUCAGUACGAUUUCGGCCGACAGGAACCGGAUCGCUUUGUUCCAAAAGAUACCUUGUUAGAUUCCUUAAGCAGGCCCAAUCUCGAGAUCCGAGCAGCGCUGGCGAAGCUCAAAACACUCCGAAACCGGAAGCGGCUUGCCACUGAAAUGGCCACCUACCUCGGCGGCCUGCGCAGUGAUCCGGAACCCGGCGCUGAGUACCCAGGUGUGGCACACGAUAGGCUUUUCGAGGCGGCAUAUCGCCAUGAGCGUGGCAAGGAAUCGUGCGAGCAAGCCGGCUGCAACGGGAAGCUGGUCCCGCGAGAACGCCUCCAGGCCGGCGGAAGCGAGCCGCGACCCAACAUACAUUUCGGUCUCGUUGCUUCUGGCGACUGGAUUAUGAGGUCUGGAGAAGAUCGCGAUGCCAUCUCAGCGAAAAUCGGCGUUAUAGGUUUCGAGAUGGAGAGCGCUGGUGCGUGGGAUACCUUCCCCUGCCUGGUGAUCAAGGGCGCUUGUGACUACGCAGAUAGCCACAAGAGCAAUUCAUAG